AUGGAGUGGGCAGCAGGUCGAGGGACGCGGUACGGCAGCGCCCGCGGGUCUGAGACCCCAGGCUGCCCAUCCUUUGCGUUCGACCCAAGACGGCGAGAAAGGCGGCUGCGGCAGAUGGCAGCGGCCCGCUCACCCGGGGCGGGCCGGCGCGGAGGCGGAGCCGGCGCUAGCUCCCCGGACCUGGGGCCUGCGCGCGGCUUGCCCCCACCCCCGGGGGCUCCUCGUUUCGCCCGGCCACCGGAUGCUCUGCGGACUCGGUCGCCGGGCACCCGGGGUGCAAGUCAGGCCGGCAGAGAUAUCACCAAUGGAAUUAGGGGAGGCACCCACGCCAUCGGGUACAAGAUUCCGGGAGGUGCCCUGCCCCGGGCCCGCGGGGCCAAGAGGCGUGGGGGACAGGUCCCCAACGGGCUUCCGCGGGCUCCCCCUGCCCCGGUGAUCCCGCAGCUGACUGUGACAGCCGAGGAGCCGGACGUACCCCCGGCCAGCCCGGGGCCGCCGGAGCCGGAGGGUGGCUGGCUCCCGGCCGUGGGCUCCUCACACCUGCAGCAGCCGCGCCGCCUCUCCACCUCGUCGCUCUCCUCCACUGGCUCCUCGUCGCUGCCCGAGGACUCGGAGGACGAUCUGCUGAGCGACAGCGAGAGCCGGAGCCGCGGCAACGUGCAGCUGGAAGCCAGCGAGGACAUGGGUCAGAAAAGCCACUGGCAGAAGAUCCGGACCAUGGUGAAUCUGCCCGUCAUGAGCCCUUUCAAGAAGCGCUACGCCUGGGUGCAGUUGGCUGGGCACACGGGGAGUUUCAAGGCGGCUGGCACCAGCGGGCUGAUCCUGAAGCGCAGCUCGGAGCCGGAGCGCUACUGCCUGGCGCGGCUCAUGGCGGACGCGCUGCGCGGCUGCGUGCCCGCCUUCCACGGCGUGGUGGAGCGCGAUGGCGAGAGCUACUUGCAGUUGCAGGACCUGCUCGACGGCUUCGAUGGGCCCUGCGUCCUUGACUGCAAGAUGGGCGUCAGGACUUACCUGGAGGAGGAGCUGACCAAAGCCCGCGAGCGGCCCAAGCUGCGGAAGGACAUGUACAAGAAGAUGCUGGCGGUAGACCCUGCGGCGCCUACCGAGGAGGAGCACGCGCAGCGCGCCGUCACCAAGCCGCGCUACAUGCAGUGGCGAGAAGGCAUCAGCUCCAGCACCACGCUCGGCUUCCGCAUCGAAGGCAUCAAGAAAGCUGACGGCUCCUGCAGCACCGACUUUAAGACCACGCGAAGCCGGGAGCAGGUGAUUCGCGUCUUCGAGGAGUUUGUGCAAGGGGAUGCGGAAGUGCUGAGGAGGUAUCUGAACCGCCUGCAGCAGAUCCGGGACACGCUGGAGGUCUCUGAGUUCUUUAGGAGGCACGAGGUGAUUGGCAGCUCGCUACUCUUCGUGCACGAUCACUGCCAUCGCGCGGGUGUGUGGCUCAUCGACUUCGGCAAGACCACGCCCCUCCCCGACGGCCAGACCCUGGACCACCGGCGGCCCUGGGAGGAGGGCAACCGCGAGGACGGCUAUUUGCUGGGGCUGGACAAUCUCAUUAGCAUUCUGGCCAGCCUGGCAGAGAGAUGAGGCUGGGCCCCAGUUCUAACAGAUGGAUCUGCGGCUGCGUCCCCGCCAUGCAUGCCGGAGAGAGACUGAAACCCCGCGCUGCGGGGCGGUUCACACGGUUCUGCAGGGCCAGGUGCCAACCACUAUGGGACGCACUGCACGCGCUGGGGGCUGUCCCCCAUACAAGACCCAGAGUUCCCAGAACCGAUGGCACUAAUUAACAGAAGGGGGUGGGGGAGGGGUGGCUGGGACAAUGGGCUCCUUCCUCAGCCCAGCUCUUCUGAGGGGGCUGCAUAUCUCUCUCGAGAGGCCAGAUAAUGAAUUUUAUUUUGCAGGCACUAGAUCUAUUGGUCUAACUUCCCACACUACAAUGGACAGCCUUUCCCAAUAAAACUCAAAAACA
Messenger RNA from Leptonychotes weddellii (Weddell seal), 1969 nucleotides. NCBI's taxonomy places the organism in Eukaryota, Metazoa, Chordata, Mammalia, Carnivora, Phocidae. The record is from RefSeq and is a predicted model, not a curated record.